Messenger RNA from Branchiostoma floridae (Florida lancelet), 1374 nucleotides. Its product is annotated as sushi, nidogen and EGF-like domain-containing protein 1. The coding region runs from base 90 to 1346 and encodes 418 amino acids. The transcript has 8 exons. Gene Ontology annotation, biological process: cell-matrix adhesion. Lineage: Eukaryota; Metazoa; Chordata; Leptocardii; Amphioxiformes; Branchiostomatidae. The record is from RefSeq and is a predicted model, not a curated record.
CACAUAGGUUAAGGUUAAAGAGGACUGCUGCAACUAUAUAAGUGAAAAACUCGAGUGACAUUUUAUCCAAGAACGAGAAAAUAGGCAAGAUGCGACAGUUCAUUCUCACCACAUGUCUCCUGGCUUCACUGGCAGUUCGACAAACUUCGGCUGAGGUAAACAGGAGCCCUCCAGUGAGCAAUGCCGCCUUCUACCCGUACGGGCCCGGUACUGCAGACAUUCUGGACUCUCCCGCGGAUGACAGCUCUUCGGGAGAACAGAGUCUCAGUAUUGCAUUUCCAUUCUUCGAAGAAACCUACAAUUCUCUUUGGGUGAAUACCAAUGGAGACAUUUCCUUUGGUGGGUCGGUAACAGGCUUCACACCAAUUCCGUUUCCGGUGGAAGAUAACAAACUCAUAGCCGGUUACUUCACCGACAUCAAAACAAGCUAUGACGGCCGUUCUGGCUACAUUUACCAUCGGGAAACAACUGAUGCCACUGUGUUAUCCAGAGCAAAUACGGACAUCCAGACAGCCUUUCCCGCCGAACACGGCAGCUUCGUGGCGAUCUGGGCCUACAUCGCAACCUGGCACGAAGUAGCAUUCUUCGGGUCGAGUGGAGCUUCUCGUAAUCUUCGGAACACGUUUCAACUGGUGCUGAUUACAGAUGGCUGUAAGUCCUUUUGUCUGUUUAACUACGACCGGAUCGACUUCUUACAAGGGAGCACCAACGGCGGAGAUUCGGAAACUGGCACAGGGCCAAACCCGGCACAGGUUGGGGUCAACGGAGGCGAUGGGAUCCAUUAUACCCCUCACCCUUACUCGACUUCCACUGAUCUGUACAACCUUCCAACUUGGACAGAUCCGGCUGUGCCCGGGCCUCCCGGAAGGUGGUAUCGUAGGGUUGACAGGAAAAUAAUCGGCGACACCCCACAAGGUUGCCCUCCCUCAUACGAAUUUUACGGGGAUAAAUGCGUAAAGCUGCAAGAACACCCCCUUGAUUAUGCUGCUGCAAUAUCCAAAUGCGAGGCAGAUGGGGCGAGGCUCUUCAAUAUCCGCAGCCAGGCUGACAACGAGUGGUUAACCGAUCAACUUCAUUUGUUUGUGAGUGGCAAAUUGUAUCAGCGUGGUUUUUGGAUUGGUCUGACUGAUGAAGACACCGAAGGCACAUUCGUGUGGGAGGACGGCACCACUUUGUGUCCAACCAGUUACACCAACUGGGCUUCAGACGCUCUUGCAUCGAACGACGGGACCCGUAAUUGUGUCUACAUCAGCAGGGGAUACAAUGGGAAGUGGUCCAUCAAAGGCUGUGACGACAAAAAGAAGAGCAUCUGCGUUACGGAUGCAGAAAUACCGACAUGCCCUUAGCUCUCUCACCUCCAUCAAUAUCAAAGCG